AUGGGCCCAUUGGUGCUGGAGCUGUACUGGCAACACGCCCCUCGCACCUGUAAGAACUUCGCCGAGCUGAGCCGACGCGGCUACUACAACGGCACCAAGUUCCAUCGCAUCAUCAAGGACUUCAUGGUGCAGGGAGGAGACCCCACGGGCACAGGUCGUGGUGGUGCCUCCAUCUACGGGAAACAGUUUGAGGAUGAGCUGCACCCUGACCUGAAGUUCACCGGUGCUGGGAUCCUGGCGAUGGCCAACGCUGG
Molecule: messenger RNA, 254 nt
Organism: Acanthisitta chloris (rifleman)
Lineage: Eukaryota; Metazoa; Chordata; Aves; Passeriformes; Acanthisittidae
Gene: PPIL1
Product: peptidylprolyl isomerase (cyclophilin)-like 1
Exons: 3
Biological process (GO): protein folding; protein peptidyl-prolyl isomerization
Cellular component (GO): catalytic step 2 spliceosome
Molecular function (GO): peptidyl-prolyl cis-trans isomerase activity
Source: RefSeq, a predicted model, not a curated record